Molecule: messenger RNA, 495 nt
Organism: Ostertagia ostertagi
Lineage: Eukaryota; Metazoa; Nematoda; Chromadorea; Rhabditida; Trichostrongylidae
Source: the annotation of a GenBank genome assembly
AAACUGACUAAUGCCGAUUUUAUUCUCUUUGUGUCUGUGUUAGGGCAACGUUGUGGCAAAAACACCCUGGCCUAUGCAGUUCAUUGUGCUAUCGACCCCGCUACUAAAAGACCUAUAGCCGGUCAGGUGAAUAUUUGUCCUGAUGCGCUUGAUAAUAUGAAAUCAAAUGAAGUCCAUCAAUGGGAAGCCACUAUCAAGCACGAACUCAUUCAUGCAUUUGUUUUUUCGACAGCGCUUUUCAAGGAAUUUCCCGGCGCCGGAGCACCUGACAGUGGGAGGCCUUUAUUCACUAUUCCGAAUGUUGUCCAGCGAUUUACGCGAUUGGACUGGGAGAGCUCUGAUGGACCUAUGAAACAUGACGUCUUUAUGAUAGUAACUCCGAAAGUUCGUGAAGAAGCACGCCGGCACUUCAACUGUUCAACUUUGGAGGGAGCAGAAAUUGAGAACCAGGGCGGAGGUGGUACAGCAGGCUCACAUUGGGAGAAACGCGUUUUU